Messenger RNA from Astyanax mexicanus (Mexican tetra), 3251 nucleotides. RefSeq names its product ubiquitin carboxyl-terminal hydrolase 17-like protein 13. The record is from RefSeq and is a predicted model, not a curated record. NCBI's taxonomy places the organism in Eukaryota, Metazoa, Chordata, Actinopteri, Characiformes, Acestrorhamphidae. Gene Ontology annotation, cellular component: nucleus; cytosol. Gene Ontology annotation, molecular function: cysteine-type endopeptidase activity; cysteine-type deubiquitinase activity. Gene Ontology annotation, biological process: regulation of apoptotic process; protein deubiquitination. The transcript is spliced from 15 exons. The coding region runs from base 126 to 2144 and encodes 672 amino acids.
AGAAUUCUUAUUCAGAAGCGCGUCAGACACGGCCGAGAGAACAUCUCAGCUACUGGUUUUCUACAGAAAUUCUACAGAGGAUAAAACAGUAAAAUCACAACCUUAUUUACUGUGCUUGACAAGAAAUGGAGGACCGUUCUGCAGCAGAACGUCUGCGUUUGAGGUGGAACGAAAGGCUACCUGUUGGAGCAGGACUAUGGAACCUGGGCAACACGUGCUUUCUGAACUCGGUUCUGCAGUGUCUUACUUACACCCCUCCACUGGCGAACUACAUUCUAUCAGGAGAGCACUCCAACACAUGUUUCAGUCCUGAGUCUUGCAUCACGUGCUCAAUACAAAAGCACUUUACUCAAGUGUUUGCAAACCCGGGCACAGUCAUCAUUCCAGUAGACAUGGUUUCUAAACUUACUCUGAUCUCAGAGCAGUUCUGUUUAGGACAGCAAGAGGAUGCGCACGAGUUUUUCAGCUACACAGUGAGCGCUUUGGAGCAGUCCUGCCUUAACAGAAACAUGCUCGACAGGGAAACAGAGGGAACCAACCUCAUUAAACAGAUAUUUGAAGGUUGUAUGAGAUCUAGAGUGAAGUGCCUGAGUUGCAGAGCAGAGUCAGACACAUUUGAGCCUUACAUGGAUGUUGCACUGGACAUCAGGGAAGCUGAGGAUCUUACAGAUGCUUUAAGGCAAUUUGUUAGGUCUGAGCAACUGGAUGGCUACAAGUGCAACGUGUGUAUGAAAACGAGCCCAGCAUCAAAAACCUUUGCCAUAUUUCGCAGCUCAAAUGUGCUUACCAUCUGUCUCAAACGCUUCAACUUUUAUGGAGACAAAAUUUCUAAGUUUGUGAGAUAUCCCACAUACCUGGACAUGGACCCGUUCAUGUCUGAUGGAGGAGGGUCUGAUGAGAGACAAACUUACAAGCUGUAUGCUGUGCUAGUGCACUCUGGAUCUGACUGCCAGAUCGGACACUACUACUGCUAUGUGAAGGCUGGUGACAGCAAGUGGUACAAGAUGGAUGAUUCUGAGGUGUCCGUCGCUGAUAAACAAUCAGUGCUUUCAGAACAGGCAUACAUGCUGUUCUAUAUCAGGACUACAAAAACAAAGGCAAUGAAGAGGAGCAAUACAUGUGGUGAGAGCAGCGGAAUCGAGAACACCAAAAGGAAACGCGAGCGCUCCCAAAACCCUGAUAAAGAGGAGUCUCCCCCGAUGGCUAAGCGGGCAUGCAAGGAAAUACCUGCAACUCUCCAGCAACGCUGUCAGGAAGAAAAUAAACAGAAAAUCUGGACUUCAGAAACACAAAACUUGGAGAGAAGGAGCUACAGAUAUGGCGAUGGCUUUGACUUGGGCAGUAUAAUCUUUAACACCACACAACAAAGCACAGAGAAACGCAAGCGCAGCCCGAGCUCUGAUAAAGAGGAGUCUCCCCCGAUGGCAAAACAGGCACGCAAAGAAAUGCCUGCAACUCUCCAGCAAUCAUUGCAGGAAGAGAAUAAACCGAAAAUUUGGACUUCAGAAACACAAAACUUGGAGAGAAGGAGCUACAGAUAUGGCGAUGGCUUUGACUUGGGCAGUAUAAUCUUUAACACCACACAACAAAGCACAGAGAAACGCAAGCGCAGCCCGAGCUCUGAUAAAGAGGAGUCUCCCCCGAUGGCAAAACAGGCACGCAAAGAAAUGCCUGCAACUCUCCAGCAAUCAUUGCAGGAAGAGAAUAAACCGAAAAUUUGGACUUCAGAAACACAAAACUUGGAGAGAGGGAGCUACAGAUAUGGCGAUGGCUUUGACUUGGGCAGUAUAAUCUUUAACACCACACAACAAAGCACAGAGAAACGCAAGCGCAGCCCGAGCUCUGAUAAAGAGGAGUCUCCCCCGACGGCAAAACAGGCACGCAAAGAAAUGCCUGCAACUCUCCAGCAAUCAUUGCAGGAAGAAAAUAAACCGAAAAUUAGGACUUUAGAAAAACACAAGCUGGAGGAGAGGAGCGACGAGGACAGCUUGGUUUAUGGAGAGUGCAGUGGAAUGUUCUACACUCCACAGCAAAGCACUGUGGAACGCAAGCGCAGCCACAGCUCCGAUAAGGAUGAGUCUCCCCCCGGCGCUAAUCGAAAACACACAGAUACACCUGCAAAUCACCAGCAGGGAUUGCAAUAACAAUAAUUGGCAAUCUUAAAUUAAACUUAUAUUAUUAAAAGAGUUGUCUACACCUUUUUAGUCAACAGCUCCGUCGUGAGUUUUUACUCUUUUCCAGUUGGCGUUGAGCUCAGGGCAAAGUGGACAAUUAAAUUCGUAGGGGUAAUUCACCAAUAAUAAAUGCUCCACGGUGUGUAGCAGCAUUUUCUCCACGAAGAUCUAAGUGGACUGGCUAUGAAAUAAGCCGAUGUAUGAGCGUUUAGGUAUGAAGGAAUAGACCCCUGCCCACUUGCGCUAAUCAGAUAUCUUAUAAUUCUCUCUAAUAUGGCCUUAUAGAACAGGAUUGAUCACAAAUCUGGAUGUUAAAGUUUCCCCCCAGCUGUCAGACUUUCAUUUACCAUUUACCAUUUAAUUCAGACAUUCAGAUCAUUUACCAAAACAAAUAAGUCCUAAAAGUCCUCCGAUGAGGAGGGGUGGUGGUGGGCCCAAAUUAUUUCAAUUACAUUAAAAAGCACAUGUGCUUUAAUAACAAAACAUUCUUAAGAACUCUGACAGCUUGGUGUAAACUUCAACAGACCAGCCCAUGUGUAUACAGUCUCGGGACAAGAAGACACUUAAAAACGUUGGUGUUUUGAGACCUUUGGUAAGUACAUUAAUAUCAUGUAAAAUAAGAACUAAAUAUACCAAUUUUGAUAUGUAAAUAAAUAAUAUUUUGCCUUAUUAUACUUUUUCCCUUCAAAUGAAUAUAUGAGUUUUAUGAGCUAGCAAACAUAGCUAACGCUAAUGCUAACACCCCUAGCCCUGUUAAUGGUACACUUCCACAAAAAUUAAGGUUGUCAGCUAGAUAGAUAGCUAGAUAGAUAGAUAGAUAGAUAGUCUUCAGGUAGGCUGUGAACAAGGGCUAGAGUGCACUUAACAGGUUAAGUCUAAUAUGAAAGGACAAAAUGGACGACGGUUUCUAACUUUUUACAAUCUCUGCAGGUCCUCUGUGACUGGGGUUGGGGCCUUACCCGUGCUGAAGAUUUUUAUUACAAAGAGAUUUUUUUUAGACAUUCACUGUUAUCUAAUAAAUAUUUUGUUGUUUAUUUUUUACAUUAAUUGCCUAAAAUAAAACUACAUUAAACGAUU